Clarias gariepinus (North African catfish) is the source of this 2900-nucleotide messenger RNA. It is a transcript of the gene adob, whose product is annotated as 2-aminoethanethiol (cysteamine) dioxygenase b. Gene Ontology annotation, molecular function: oxidoreductase activity, acting on single donors with incorporation of molecular oxygen, incorporation of two atoms of oxygen. Gene Ontology annotation, cellular component: mitochondrion. The coding region runs from base 242 to 985 and encodes 247 amino acids. Lineage: Eukaryota; Metazoa; Chordata; Actinopteri; Siluriformes; Clariidae. The transcript has a single exon. The record is from RefSeq and is a predicted model, not a curated record.
UCUGUGUAUAUGGGGAUACUGCGUUGAUGAUUAAUGGUUCGUGCUUGCGUGUUGUACGUGACUUGGUGUAAUGUGUUUUGCUAAAUUGUAGAUUUCGUAUUGAUCACUCAGGCAAGUCGGUUGCUUCGGAUUUGCUGCGAUUUGAUUUUCCGCCCGCUGUUUGAAUGCUGCCACCAGGCUUGAGCUUGAAUUCGCGUUGUUAAUUACCGUUUAGGACAAGUGUCUCCUGCAGUAGUGUUAUAUGAUGCCUCAGGACAACAUGAGCUCCCUGGUGCAGAGACUUGCCCGACAGGCGCUCACGACCUUCCGCAACUACGCUGGAGAAGAAAGCAAGGCGUUUGUGGAGAACCAGAGCAAGCUGAGGAGCCUGCUGGCUGAGGUCCGGGCGGCGGACCUGAAGAUUGUCCCUCGGUGUGUGGAGAGCAGCUGUGCGUCCCUGCAGCACCUCGGGCCUCCUGUCACCUACAUGCACAUUUGCGAGACGGACUCGUUCAGCAUGGGGGUGUUUCUGUUAAAACACGGCUCUUGCAUCCCUCUCCACGACCACCCGAACAUGUACGGCAUGCUGAAAGUGCUUUACGGCAAGCUCAGGGUGAGUUGUUACGACAGGUUGGAUUACUCACCCGACAGCGCGAGCGGGAGGCAGUUUAACCCGAAGGGCGCCGUGCGGCCGUCAGUGCAUCGCUCUAUAGGGGAGUACACAGAGGAUAGCGCCCCGUGUGUCCUGUCCCCCCACAGGGACAACCUGCACCACAUCGAGGCCGUGGACGGACCCACUGCUUUUCUUGAUAUUUUGGCACCACCUUACGACCCAGACGACGGCAGAGACUGCCACUAUUACAAAGUUUUGCAGCAGCCACCGGAUGGUGCAGAUAGAAAGGACGAAGCUCAGCAGGAGACAGCGCUAUGGCUCAUGGAAAUCCCUCAGCCUAGUGAAUUCUGGUGUGGUGCCGAACCUUACCCCGGCCCAAAGGUUUCUCUAUGAAGGAAUUACCUUGACCUUACCUGAAAGACUUGGCAGGUCUAUGAAAGCCUGAUUUCUGUUUGUCCUGGUACUGUAUUGUCCUGGCAACAAGCUGGACUGUGAACUCUGCAAACAACUACAUUUUUUUUUUUCUAUGAAUAUACCUCUCAUGGACCCAUUGCUGUGUCUCACCAUUACAAUCAAUGACCUGGCCUGUCUGGCUAAGUCUGCCUCUUUUUGUGUGAUUGGUAAUGCGCAUAAAUGUAGACUAUUUCAAUGCAACAUACUCUUAAUUGUUUUAUUAUAUUCUUAUUUCAGUAAUUAAGUAUAAAAAAUAGAAAUAGGCCUGUUUUGUGCUUUUUCUUAUAAACAGAGUGUGUGGCAGAACAGACAUUUAAGUAUGAUCUGUAAUAAUAUAUUUUUUAAAAUAUGUCCCCUAAAGAUCCACACCCAUGAUGGAUUUUGUCUGGUUUUAAUUAACUCAAGCCUGAUUUUUAUUUUUUAAACCAAAGGUCAAAGAAGUCAAAGAAGUUUGUACAACAUUUGACCAUGCAUUUUUAUUUUGAAAGGCAUCUGGUAUUUUCAACUUACAAACUUAAUAGAAACUGCUUACAACUUGUUUCUGUAUUACCAAUCUGAGAGUAAACAGUGACAAAAGAAAUUAGUCAGAUUCGCCUUAAAUACACACAGAGCACAACACAUUGUUAGAUUUUUUUAUUUCAGCUUUUGGGUCCUGACCUAAGUGCAAGUGAUAACUGUAUGAAGCAAAUGUGUUUAAGAACCACUGCUAGAGAGGACUUUAUGUAACUGAAUGGGAUAAAUUUGGGAUGUUUUCGGCAUUUACGCCGUGAAUUGCUUGACUGAUCCUUGAACUAUUUUUGUAAAUUAUUUAGUUUUGGUGUUGUGUUGAAGAAUCCUAACAAUUAUAAACAAUAAAUUUCAGAUUUUAUUUAAAAUUGACUGACUUUUCUUAGAACAAAUUCUCUUUCUCUCUUCUAAACUCCAUUUACACUUUGAACUUUCAUGUGCCUUUUUUAUGAUCACAUCAGGAUAAAGCUUAUGCAUUAAAAUAAAUGUAAAUUCAUUCGUAUAAAUUCAUAAAUUAAACAUUUAAAACGAAUCCAAACAGUAACAAAGGUGGUGUAUGUUGUGUAAGUUAAUUUAAUGCACUUGCCUUAAAAGUGUUGGCGCUAUAUUAAAACUAAUAAGAUUUUAAACUGCACUGGAAAACCUUUAAAUAAAACUAAAUGUAAGGUACAAGAAUGCUAGUUGGUGUUUAAAUGGAAUAGUUGAUUUGCAUAUUGACUCAAGAAUAGAGUUUUUAGUCUGAGCAGAGAUGGAGUUGUCUACAUGUUUACAUUCAUGUGGUUAAAAUCUAAAAUCUUAUCAGCAGACAACUCGGAUACAAAAAGGGUCAAAAGUUUAACUUUAAUAAAGUGAACUCACAGGUUGCCUUUCUUUCUUCCUCGAAGGUGUCAAAGGGUAGCCUCUAGUGGUGUGAUCAUGCAAUGCGAAGCACGUUGAAACUUUCCCAUUUACAACAUGGCAUGUGCAACAUAUCUACAUUGUCCUCGUUAAAUUUACAGAUUCACACCGUAUAGCAUGAUUUCUACACACUUUGUGAACAGAACAAAUGUUAGGAGGCCGCAAUAGGAACGAUUUCUUGGCAAGGGCCCAGUUUCACAAAAAGUCAGCACAAAAUCACAGUAAGAGUAAAGUGAGCAUUACUUCACCAGUAACAAAAAGCAGCAGUUAUUCUGUAAAGUAGUCAGAGGAAGAAAUCAUCAGUUUCAAGCUUUAAACAGUAGACAGAAACAGAAUAAAGAGCUCAAAUAGCGUACUUGUAACAGCAGUUUUUGUUCCUGAUCAUGUGGAAUACAUAAACAGCAUCAUACUCAAGACUUACAUAAAGCUGCCUUUAAUUUUUUUUUUUACA